GCACGGAGGCGUUGACGCAGCCUACUGCCGCUGCUGGACACAACACAACCCGACGUCGGUUACUUUCGCUACCCUCAUACCCGGUUGUCACGACCCCACGGAAGCGGGGCGAAGCGCGGGGCUUUUAUCGUGGAGAAUCCUGCUUCAAAAUAUGAUCAAAAACGGACACCACAACCACAACCAUAGGCACCCCCACCAGGUGAGCACGCCGGCCGGGAAGGACGUGGGCUCGACACCGGGAGCUGAAGCGUGUAGUCCCGAGAAGAGGAGACGGAGGGUCCGGGUGUGGUGCGAUGGCUGCUAUGACAUGGUCCACUACGGUCACUCCAACCAGCUGCGGCAGGCCAAGGCCAUGGGGGAUUACCUCAUCGUGGGCGUGCACACGGACGGCGAGAUCACGAAGCACAAGGGCCCGCCCGUUUUCACUCAGGAGGAGCGCUACAAGAUGGUGCGGGCCAUCAAAUGGGUGGACGAGGUGGUGGAGGGAGCGCCCUACGUCACCACGCUGGAGACCAUGGACAAGCACAACUGCGACUUCUGCGUGCACGGAGACGACUUAACGCUGACGGUCGACGGCAGGGACACGUACGAGGAAGUGAAAGAGUCCGGACGCUACAGAGAAUGUAAGAGAACACAGGGAGUUUCAACCACCGACCUGGUUGGCAGGAUGCUUCUCAUGACAAAAGCACACCACAGCAACAUCGACGCCUCCAACUACCAGCAGCACCCAGACAGCUUUGGGAAGGACUCCAAUGGUCAGAAGAACCACAGUCCCUGGACGGGGGUCUCUCAGUUCCUGCAGACCUCCCAAAAGAUCAUCCAGUUCGCUUCGGGCCGGGAGCCGCAGCCUGGCGACACCAUCAUCUACGUGGCCGGGUCCUUUGACCUCUUCCACAUCGGCCAUGUGGACUUCCUGCGGGCGGUGCACCAGCUGGCGGAGAAGCCGUACAUCAUCGUGGGUCUGCACUUCGACCAAGAAGUGAAUCGCUACAAAGGGAAGAACUACCCCAUCAUGAACGUCCACGAGAGGACGCUCAGCGUCCUGGCUUGUCGAUACGUCUUCGAGGUGGUGAUCGGCGCUCCGUUUGCGGUCACAAAAGAUCUGCUGGAUCAUUUGAAGGUGGACCUUGUAUGCCACGGAAAGACGCAUAUAUACCCAAGCAAAGAUGGAUCCGACCCCUAUGCCGUGCCCAGAAAGCAAGGGAUCUUGCGCACCGUCGACAGCGGGAACGUCCUCACCACAGACGCCAUUGUGCAGAGAAUAACUAAAAACAGGCUGCUUUUCCAAGCCAGGAACCAGAAGAAGGAGGCCAAAGAGAUCGCCGUGAUCGAGGCCAUGCAGCGACACCAAGUAGCGGACCAGUGAUGGAGGCCAGGCUGUGUUGUGGAUACGGAAUGAAUCGAAAGUCAUGGAGAGAAAAAGAAAAGCGGGAUGGAAUCAUGUGCAGUAGAUCCUGCUGCCUGUUUUCCUUCGUCUCGUCUAUAGCUCAUGUAUAGACAAGAAAAUGUUUCAAAUGCUUCUAUAUUUUUCUUGCCUGCCGAUUAUGAUUUCAAAGUGUUUUAAGAUGGGAUUCGGACUUGCAAGGGGCAAGAGGGGGAGGACUUUUAAUUGCGGGACUGAACCGUAGCAAGGCAGGGAUGUACUUGCAACAAGAAGCUCUGAUGGACCUCAUGGGAUCCUCCGUAUCGGACUACACUGACAUUUCACUCACCCUCUUCCCUGUUGGAGUUUAUUUCCCUGAAACUAAAACCACUACCACUACAACUCCACUGUGGAGAGUUGACGUUUCACUUUCAGGGAACACUUUUUCCCCAUCAGGGGUCAUUUUAGUGUGUAUCAACUCCUCCCGUGGGUCAUAAUACAUUUAUGAAAAGGACACAUAAUGCUCUGAUGGUUUUACAAUUUUCCCCCAGUAUGAAAUGGGAGUGAAUAUUUUAUUUUUGGUAGUAUAUUAUACUCAUUAUCUAUCUCGCUGUAUGACUUAAUGUAUAUAUGUGUACAUUAAAAACCGAAUAACAUGCCUGUAUAUCCAUUUGGGAUGUGUAGGCAAUAAUGUCAUACAAACUGGACUGCAGUAUAUAUUUACUGUUGACAAUAACAACAUGAUUUCAUCAACUUAUCAUUUGUGGGACUUUGUUUUAUUAUUAUGUUAUGACCUUUAGUCAGGGGCGGUACGUGG
Doryrhamphus excisus (bluestripe pipefish) is the source of this 2180-nucleotide messenger RNA. NCBI's taxonomy places the organism in Eukaryota, Metazoa, Chordata, Actinopteri, Syngnathiformes, Syngnathidae. The record is from RefSeq and is a predicted model, not a curated record.